AUGCUUAGAUGUUUAACAAAUCAUAAUAACAUUGCAGCUUUCUUUAGUUCAAAAUAUGGUCUUAAUAUCAAAAGGUCUACUAUUACUAGAAUUCUAUCACAGCAAAAGAAAUGGCUCUUUUCUGAAACUUCUACAAUUGUAAAGCAUCGUGAUGUCAAUGAAGCUAAAUCUGUACCUCUGGAAUCUUUAGCUGAAGAACACUUAAAAUUACAAGAAUUAUUAUCAAAAUAUAAUUCAGAAGAUGUUUAUAAUGCUGAUGAAAUUGAACUUUUUUUCAAAAUGGCACCUAAUCAAACUUUAGCAAAACAAAAAAGAACAGGAAAAAAAUUGAUAAAAGAAUUUAUAAAAAAUUAA
Messenger RNA from Diversispora eburnea, 354 nucleotides. The record is from the annotation of a GenBank genome assembly. NCBI's taxonomy places the organism in Eukaryota, Fungi, Glomeromycota, Glomeromycetes, Diversisporales, Diversisporaceae.